GUGCGCGGCGGGCGAUGCGGCUGCCCGGGCGGGAUGCGAUCGGCCGCGCCGAGCCGGGGGAGGCCGCGCUGCUGAGCCGGAGCGGGCGGCGGCCGCUGCUCUAAACUCGCACCAAGUUUGUGUGAUUUUGCUAAAAUGCAUCACCAACAGCGAAUGGCUGCCUUAGGGACGGACAAAGAACUGAGUGAUUUACUGGAUUUCAGUGCGAUGUUUUCACCUCCCGUGAGCAGCGGCAAAAACGGACCAACUUCCCUGGCGAGCGGGCACUUCACCGGCUCAAAUGUAGAAGACAGAAGCAGCUCAGGGUCCUGGGGGAAUGCAGCACACCUGAGUCCAUCCAGGAACUAUGCGGAGGGGACUCACUACGAGCACGUGGCCGGCCGGGAGCUCGGCUCGCACGACAACCUGUCCCCGCCCUUCGUCAACUCCAGGAUACAGAUGCCACCACCCGUCACCAACCCUGACACAACAGCCACACCUCACUGCCACAGCACUGCCACCACCUGA
Oenanthe melanoleuca is the source of this 507-nucleotide messenger RNA. RefSeq names its product transcription factor 4 (gene TCF4). Bases 136 to 507 code for a protein of 123 amino acids. The record is from RefSeq and is a predicted model, not a curated record. Gene Ontology annotation, biological process: regulation of transcription by RNA polymerase II. Gene Ontology annotation, molecular function: RNA polymerase II cis-regulatory region sequence-specific DNA binding; DNA-binding transcription factor activity, RNA polymerase II-specific. The transcript is spliced from 6 exons. Gene Ontology annotation, cellular component: transcription regulator complex. Lineage: Eukaryota; Metazoa; Chordata; Aves; Passeriformes; Muscicapidae.